AUGCAUCAUAAGAAUUUACCAUCAUCAAAUAAUAAUAUUAUUGAUGGACAUUUAUCAUUAGAUUAUAUUGUUUGUGUAAUUUAUGAUAAAAUAAAAGAUGUCUAUUUAAUGAAUAAUUAUCAACAACGUGGUGGUCUUUGGUUUUUAUUUAGUGAACGUCGUAUUAAUGAAACAUCACUUCAAACAAUUAAACGUUUACUUGAUCCAAUUCUUAUUU
Adineta steineri is the source of this 217-nucleotide messenger RNA. The record is from the annotation of a GenBank genome assembly. NCBI's taxonomy places the organism in Eukaryota, Metazoa, Rotifera, Eurotatoria, Adinetida, Adinetidae.